UUAGUCACUUCCUGUAAGUGCUCACAAAAUGAAGAGAGAGAGAGAGAUCCGCCCAACUCAUUUAAAAAAGGAGGGUAUCAAAGUAACCAUUGAGACCAACACUCACAUUGAACAAGUAGCGCGACAGAAACUUGUCAUCUGAAAACACACAGGCAGAGUCAAAAUAUUUGUUUUUCUCCGUUUCUCAAAACACUAAAGGGCAGGGCAGGCAGUUUUCUCUGCAAAAAACCAACUCCUACUUGGUGUUUCGUUUUGUCAGAUCUCUUACAGUUGCAGUAUUCAAAGUUUCCUUUUAAAGAUAGAUGAGAGAGAGAGAGAGAGAGAGAGAGAGAGAUUCACUUUUUUGCUUGCUGGGUUAAUCCGUGAAUCGGAUUUUGAUGCAUGCACUGUAAAUUCUUUUCGGUAAAUCAGCAUUUGAGAGAAGGGUAUCUCAUAUUUAGUAAGUACUCUACUAGGAGUUUUCCUACUCUUAAAAGGUAUAAAACGAGAGAAGCACACCUGUGCUGACAAAGGGAGUUAAAGAGGCACAGGCUUUGCAGGGCUGUCGCACAUUUGUCCGUAAGAGGCCCCUAAAUUCCUCUGUCUCCACGUUAUAAAUCCAAGAGAGAUCCCGGCGGUUUCCAAAACCAACUAUCAUCAUAACUUCUUUUAGUUUCUUGAUCUGUAGAGGAGCAUUGAAAGGAAAUGUCAACUCAGAAGCAAGCAGAGGAAGCUAUGGUCUCAAACAAUGACACUGGGCAUGAAGAGAAAGAAGUAAGCAAUGAUGAAUCCGGUUUUAGCCUUAAAAGCGUUCUUUGGCAUGGUGGGUCUGUCUAUGAUGCCUGGUUUAGUUGUUCUUCAAAUCAGGUUGCUCAGGUUCUGUUAACACUGCCAUACUCUUUCUCUCAAAUGGGGAUGCUUUCAGGCAUAAUUUUGCAGAUAUUUUAUGGUUUUCUUGGAAGCUGGACAGCUUACCUUAUCAGUGUUCUCUAUGUUGAAUACCGAAGCAGAAAGGAGAAAGAGAAUGUCAGCUUCAAGAACCAUGUUAUACAGUGGUUUGAAGUGCUAGAUGGAUUACUGGGUCCAGCUUGGAAAGCUGUUGGAUUGGCCUUCAACUGCACUUUUCUCAUGUUUGGUUCUGUGAUACAGCUUAUAGCCUGUGCAAGCAAUAUAUACUACAUAGAUGACAAAUUUGACAAGAGGACAUGGACUUAUAUUUUUGGAGCCUGCUGUGCCACCACCGUGUUCAUUCCUUCAUUUCACAACUAUAGAAUGUGGUCUUUUCUUGGACUUGGAAUGACCACCUACACUGCUUGGUAUAUGACUGUUGCAUCUCUUGUUCACGGCCAGGUUGAAGGGGUAGUUCACUCGGGCCCAACAAAGGCAGUUCUUUAUUUUACAGGAGCCACCAAUAUCCUCUACACUUUUGGUGGGCAUGCUGUCACUGUGGAAAUUAUGCACGCAAUGUGGAAGCCUAAAAAAUUCAAGUGCAUAUAUCUACUUGCUACCCUUUAUGUGUUCACCUUAACGCUUCCAUCAGCUGCUGCCACCUACUGGGCCUUUGGAGAUCAACUCCUCACUCAUUCAAAUGCUUUCUCCCUACUACCCCGCACCCCAUGGCGUGAUGCUGCUGUUAUCCUUAUGCUUAUUCAUCAGUUUAUAACAUUUGGAUUCGCGUGUACACCAUUGUAUUUUGUGUGGGAGAAAGUGAUUGGGAUGCAUGAUACAAAGAGCAUCUUGUUGAGGGCGUUGUCUCGGUUACCCGUGGUCAUACCUAUAUGGUUCUUCGCAAUUAUAUUCCCUUUCUUUGGACCAAUCAACUCAGCUGUGGGGGCUCUUUUGGUCAGCUUUACCGUCUACAUCAUCCCUGCUUUAGCUCAUAUGCUCACUUAUCGAUCUGCCUCUGCUCGACAGAAUGCAGCUGAGAAACCUCCUUUCUUCAUCCCGAGCUGGACAGCCAUGUACGCAUUGAAUGCGUUUAUAGUAGUAUGGGUACUCGUGGUUGGCUUUGGAUUGGGAGGGUGGGCUAGUAUGUCCAAUUUCAUCAAGCAAGUUGACACAUUUGGCCUCUUUGCCAAGUGCUACCAGUGCCCUCCUCCGACUCCUGCAAAACAUCAUUAAGUUUGAGAAUCUCAAGUUAAACCAUAGAUCCUCUUAUAGCAUUUUAAAUUUCUCUCUCUCAUGCAUUAUAGACGUCACACGGAAGUUGGCAGCAGCAUCUCCUCUGCAUUGUGUUUUGUUUAAACCCUUCUAUAAAUAGUAGGUUAUUUGCGAACAGUGAUGUUUUCUGUGGUAUCAUAUAUAUAUAUCAACGUUGUUAUUCUC
Molecule: messenger RNA, 2304 nt
Organism: Populus trichocarpa (black cottonwood)
Lineage: Eukaryota; Viridiplantae; Streptophyta; Magnoliopsida; Malpighiales; Salicaceae
Product: auxin transporter-like protein 1
Exons: 10
Coding region: 685-2100 (471 amino acids)
Cellular component (GO): plasma membrane
Source: RefSeq, a predicted model, not a curated record